Molecule: messenger RNA, 3201 nt
Organism: Oncorhynchus kisutch (coho salmon)
Lineage: Eukaryota; Metazoa; Chordata; Actinopteri; Salmoniformes; Salmonidae
Product: U2 snRNP-associated SURP motif-containing protein-like
Exons: 23
Coding region: 121-2946 (941 amino acids)
Biological process (GO): RNA processing
Cellular component (GO): nucleus
Molecular function (GO): RNA binding
Source: RefSeq, a predicted model, not a curated record
CUUUCUGGGGGUUUUAUUGGUCAGAGCGUGUAGUGACAUCAGUUUUUCUCUAUGUCCAAUUUUGUCGUAUUCAAAAUGGUGGAGCAAUAACAAACGCAUUGUAAAUUUCUACGUAUCAGCAUGGCAGACAAAAAUGGCAAGAAAGGGAAACCUGUAGGCGUGAAGAGAACAUUGACCAAGAGAGAACAAGAAGAUCUGAAGAAAAAGGAAGAAGAAAAAGCAGCUGAAGUUUUUGAAGAGUUUUUAGCUUGUUUUGACAGUAAUGACAAAAGUGGAGUGAAGACUUUUGUCCGUGGGGGUAUCGUCAAUGCAACUAAAGAAGAGGAAGCAGUAGAGGUUAAAAAGAGCAAGCUUUACCGACCAAUCACCAAGUUUACUUCAGUGUCCCAGAACGUCUCACCGGCACACUCUUCUGAAAUCAGAAGGCCUAUUGUUAAAAAGAAGACGGAAGAGAAGAAGAAGAGCAACCUUGAACUUUUUAAAGAGGAGCUAAAGCAAAUACAGGAGGAACGUGAAGAAAGGUACAAAAGAAAGACAAAUGAGCCUGGGGGAGCAUAUGGAGACCUGGACAUACCACUAACGCGACGAUCAAUAUUUGAUGAUGACCCAGCCAUACCGAACACAACCAACCUGUACAUUGGCUGCAUUAGCCCCAAGAUGAAUGAAGAAAUGCUUUGCAAAGAGUUUGGCAAGUAUGGUCCCCUGGCGAGUGUGAAGAUCAUGUGGCCCCGUAGUGACGAGGAACGCACCAGGGUUACAAACAGAGGCUUUGUGGCCUUCAUGACCAGGAAAGAUGCAGAAAGGGCCUUGGCUGCUCUAGACGGUAAAACGGUUAUGGGUUUUGAAAUGAAGCUGGGAUGGGGGAAAGCUGUUCGCAUCCCUCCCCAGCCACUCUAUACACCCAUAGGGGUACUUAAAAUGUCCACACCCCCACCCCCCUCCGGCCUGCCCUUCAACGCUCAGCCCAGAGACCGCUUCCGCAAUGACUUUACCAAGCCAUGGGGCAGGUCCAAGGAGGAGUUGGACAAGACUCUGUCCGAAGCUGUAGUCAAAGUGGUUAUCCCAACAGAAAGGAAUCUGUUAGGCCUCAUCCACAGGAUGAUAGAGUUUGUGGUGCGUGAGGGACCCAUGUUUGAAGCCAUCAUUAUGAGCAAAGAGAAGAACAACCCUGACUUGAGGUUUCUCUUUGACAACAAAAGCCAAGAGCACGUGUACUACCGCUGGAAACUGUACUCCAUUCUCCAGGGCGAGCCCCCCAGUGAGUGGAGGACGGCAGACUUCCGGAUGUUCCGUGGGGGCUCCAUCUGGAGGCCGCCCCUCCUAAACCCCUACCUCCAUGGAGAUGAGGAGGCGGGGGAGGAAGAGGAGUCUCCCUCCCUGGAGGAGGAGCUGCUGAAAAAGGGCCAGCUGAAGACAGAGCACAGGGAGAGACUAGAGAUGCUGCUGAGAGGACUCACCCCUCGUAGGGAGGACAUUGGUGAUGCUAUGCUGUUCUGUCUGGAGAGAGCCGAGGCAGCGGAGGAGGUGGUGGGGUCCAUCGCAGAGUCCCUGUCCCUCCUUCAGACACCACUGCAGAAAAAGAUUGCCAGACUGUACCUUGUAUCUGACAUCUUGUACAACUCCUGUGCCAAAGUUGCCAAUGCAUCUUAUUAUCGCAAAUAUUUUGAAGCAAAAUUGCCCCAGAUAUUUGGUGACAUUAGUGAUGCAUAUCGAAACAUACAAGCAAGACUACAAGCUGAACAGUUCAAGCAAAAGAUAAUGGGCUGUUUCAGGGCCUGGGAAGACUGGGCCGUAUACCCAGAGUCUUACCUGAUCCAGCUACAGAACAUCUUCCUAGGUCUGAUCAAGGCAGGAGAGGAGGUGAUCGAGAGGAUAGAGGUGAGCUGGAUCUCAGGACCUGUCCUGGACAAGACCUGGAAAAGAGUUUUGAUCCAUGCCUAUUUUACUGAUGACACUGUUACAUUCUCUGAUAGUGUGUGUAAAUAUACAAUUCAGCAACAUUGGUUUAUGUGGGCUGGGUAUAUCUCACCUCAGGUGUCGUCUCCAGACCUGGAUGGAGCCCCGUUGGACGGGGCGCUGUUAGACGGAGCUCCGCUGGAGAACCUCGACGGCUCGCCCCUGGCCUGGGACCCUGCCUCCCUGGAUGGGGUGCCUGUUGAUGACAUCGACGGGGUUCCCCUGUGUGCACCAAUGGAGGACAUUGACGGAAUGCCUUUGGAUGAGCUGGCCCACUCAAGAGUGGCUCUAUCUAAAUGGGAGAGGGUGGACGAUGCUGACGCUCUCCCACAAGCUAACACUGAAUCCAAAUGGGACACUUUGGGAGAGCGAGACUUGGGGGAUGACCUGAAUGCCAGUGCUAACAUUAAGGGAGGAGAUGGGAAGUCCGAGGAUGACAGCAGCGAUGAUGACAGCCCCUCUAAGUAUGACAAUGCUGACUUCAAGAGCUCCCUCAGCAGUUUUGAGAUGUCCGAAAGCAAGAGGAGCCGGCUGAGAGAGCUGGAGGUGAAGGUGAUGAAGUUCCAGGAUGAGCUGGAGUCUGGGAAGAAGCCCAGGAAGUCAGGGUUAAACAUGCAGAAACAGGUGGCGCACUACAGGAACAAGCUAUUGCAAAAGGAGUUUGAUAAGGAUGACAAGGAGAAGAGAGAGAGAUCCAUUCCGAAAUCAAAAGAGCGAUCAAAGAAGGAUGAGCGGAGAGACAAGGCGGAGGAGACCAGUAAAGGACGGGACAAGGAGAAGAGUAAAAGGAGUCAAGACCGGGACAGGGGACGGAGUAGAGACACAGAGGAGCGGACACAGAAAUACAGAGGACAUUCUCCCGUAAAAAUCAAGUCAAAGUCUCCCAAGAAGUCCAAGCGGUCGCCCUCGCCAGUCAGGAAGACGUGGAGGAGGUCUAGCUCCCGGUCGCCACACCGCUCCCACAAAAAGACUAAGAAGAGCAAACACUGAUCCUGAGGCCUAUGCCUCUCCCCCUGAAGCAGCUAGGCGGCUUUCAUGGACUGCCCUGCUCUGCCAGUGCUGACCAUGCCACGGCACCACACGCUUCUUUCCCACAAUGCCUCUGAACUGCCCCUGCAGUGAAAAUUUCCAUUUUUUUGUAAGAUGAACAUUGUUUGUACAGUUCUGUUUUCCCAUCAGGUUGUUUUUAAACCCCAUUCAGAUUGCGACUAGUUCCUGAGACAAUAAAUCACUCUUGGCAAUGUG